AUGGACGCGCUCUGUUUACGGUCUUACGGUGAGGGUGCAGGGAGUGAUGAGCAAGACAGUACUCUUCAACGAGGCGUUGUGGUUGGUAUGCUGUUGAUGGUGCCUGUCGGCGCAUCGUUUUUUUUUUUUUGCUUGAUACAAGGUGCGUUGCCAAAAAUGUACGGGGAGAAGACAGCGGAAAUUGCCUGUAAUUUUAUGAAGCUUGGGCCCCUGUUUAUCGUUUCAUCGGUGACUUUCAGGGCAUGUUCCAAAUUUGCCUUUAAUCAGCUUAAACCUCAAUUGCCCAUGAAUGACUGCUGCUGUGGUCGGUUGUAUUGUGACACCUUUGGUUCAGUGCCUUUUGGCCCAGCGAGGUGCUCGUGGUGCCGUGCUGGGGGAUGGCCAUCGUGGCUGGGGCACAGCGCGCAGUACCGAUUGCUCUGA
Molecule: messenger RNA, 423 nt
Organism: Trypanosoma rangeli
Lineage: Eukaryota; Euglenozoa; Kinetoplastea; Trypanosomatida; Trypanosomatidae
Product: multidrug resistance protein, MATE family
Exons: 1
Coding region: 1-423 (140 amino acids)
Source: RefSeq, a predicted model, not a curated record